This is a messenger RNA of Colossoma macropomum (tambaqui), 1806 nucleotides long. RefSeq names its product STE20 related adaptor alpha (gene strada). The transcript is spliced from 13 exons. Gene Ontology annotation, biological process: protein phosphorylation. Gene Ontology annotation, molecular function: protein kinase activity; ATP binding; protein serine/threonine kinase activator activity. The record is from RefSeq and is a predicted model, not a curated record. Lineage: Eukaryota; Metazoa; Chordata; Actinopteri; Characiformes; Serrasalmidae. The coding region runs from base 212 to 1498 and encodes 428 amino acids.
CUUCUGGCGUUUCUCGGCGUAGUUGGAUGUUUCCCACCCUGCUGCGGGGCGCGCUGGCAACGGGAAUCGGUCUGAAAAUCAAAACAUACGAUGAUGAAACGUCAGCAGGUCUUACAGGGAGGUGAAGAGACGAAGUAAGACUCCUCCGCCGCGAAGACGUUUAUGUGGAGUGGUUUGAUGGUGUAAUUGCCUGUCAUCUUCCUCAGGAUCCAUGUCUUUUUUGCGCUGGGUGUCGGAGAAGCUGAGUGUGGAGAGUCUGAGGGAUCUGGAGUUAUUUGGAGAGCAAGCUCAGGCAAGCCCGCUCAGGAAAGCCCAUGAAGACAGUAGCGAGUCUCUGAGCCCCCUCCCACCGCGGGACACCAUGGGAACCUUCCUUCCAGACAGCAGUGCCUACGAGCUCCUCACCGUCAUAGGUCGUGGUCUGGAGGACCUGAUGACGGUGAACUUGGCCAGGUACAGACCCACCGGAGAGCAUGUUGCUAUCAGACGGAUUGAUCUGGAGUCCUGCACCAACGACAUGGUCAACUACCUGCAGGGAGAACUCCAUGUCUCUAAGCUUUUCCACCAUCCCAGCAUCCUCCCUUACAAAAGCAUCUUCAUCGCAGAGAACGAGUUAUGGGUGAUCACUCCAUUCAUGGCCUACGGCUCAGCACGAGAUUUGAUCAGCACUCACUUCACAGACGGUAUGAGUGAGCUGACCAUCGCCUACAUCCUGCACGGAGUUCUCCGGGCGCUGGAGUAUAUUCAUCACAUGGGCUACGUACACCGGAGUGUGAAAGCGAGUCACAUUCUGAUCUCAGCAGACGGUCAGGUGUAUCUGUCCGGUCUGAGGAGCAUCUUCAGUCUGAUACGGCACGGCCAGAGGGCACGAGUGGUCCACGAUUUCCCCCAGUACAGUGUUAAAGUGCUGCCCUGGCUCAGUCCUGAGGUGCUACAACAGAAUCUUCAGGGGUACGACUUCCGCUCAGACAUUUACAGUCUAGGAAUUACUGCGUGCGAGCUGGCUAAUGGUCAUGUUCCAUUUAAAGACAUGCCUGUGUAUCAGAUGCUGUUGGAGAAGUUGAACGGUACAGUGCCGUGUCUGCUGGACACUACCACCAUCCCCCCCGAGGAGCUCAGUAUGAAGCCUUCUCGCUCAGGGGCCGACUCGGGGAUCUGUGAGGGUCCUGGGGCCGGAGGGGCCCGCCACACCAACGGAGAACCCUCAUCCUCCUCAGGGGCGAAUCCAUACAGCCGCACCUUCAGCUCUCACUUCCAUGCCUUCGUGGAGCUGUGCCUCCAGAGAGACCCUGAGAAGAGACCGUCUGCCAGCACACUCAUUGGUCACUCCUUCUUUAAGCAGAUAAAGCGCCGGCCGUGUGAGGCUUUGCCUGACCUACUGCGUCCUGUUUCACCUCUCAGCACCUUUGAGUGUGUCCAGCCUCAGGACUCCCCUUCAGGGCUGGCCAGCCUGGAGUCUGGCCUCAGCCACCUGGAUGUGGACGACUGGGACUUCUGACGGGUGGCCGGUCAAAGAGAUGGGGGGGGAUAGAUAGAGUCAGAUAAAAGAAUGGACAACUUGCGCUAAGUGACUUUUGGAUGAAAAUAAAAACAAACGGAGGACUUGUUUCUGACGUGGUGGGGUCGGAGUUUCCGCAGGUGCAUGUGUUUGCUAACGAGUUGAACGUGAAAGCAGAACGAGGAGGAAGGGUUUAAAGGAACGGGUCAGUCGGUUAUGCUAAAGAACAGCCACAGACUAGCAUUAUGAAAACGACAUCUUAAUGCUUAUGAUGCCAGUCAGUAAUGCUAAUGUUGCUAACAACGAAC